UCUCUUUUAAAAGAAAAAAAACCCCACUCGUUCAGAAAUCCUGGCAUAAUAUUUGAAUACUAUCGAUUAUUUAACAUCAGUAUUUCUGUACGCGCGAUCUCGUGACGAAUGAGGAAACGGAAGCACCGGCGAUGUCCAUGCCAAAAUGUUGUGCUGGUGCGAGAAUAGUGAACAAUUGAAGACAUUAGUGAGGCAUGUUGUAAGAUUGUUCACAGUGGGAACAGUCGGCGCCUCUGGUAUGUCUACAAUAUGACAUCUAUGGCGCAAAUAUUUAGUAAGAGUUGUAAUUUUACCAGUCGGUAACGUUGUGCGGUGUAUUAUCAUGGCGGAAGCUGAAGUGGCGACAAAAACAGACAAAAUGUCGGUCUUUCCAAACAUUUCUCUGAGGCUGGAGGUCGCCGAUUACCUGAAGGGAGUGUUCUUAAACAAGGAGCUGUUGGCGUCCAUUGGCCAUCAGGAAGCCGAACGCAAUUUCCAGAUGCUUCUCACCUGCCUGUCGCACCCUCCGUCUUACACGUGCGUCCGGGCCAGCGUCCACCUGGCUCCGCAGAGCGAGAUCCGACGCAAGCUGGGCGAGGAGCUGAAGAAGCAAACGUGCGGAUGGGAGGAGGAGGAGGAGCUGGAGAUCGUCCCGCAUCCCAGCGUUCCGGAUGUGCUGCUUAUCCCUGUGGUCGGCCCAAGGCGUGUGCAGCAGCUCGGCUCCGAGGCCGAGGUGGUGGUGGGUGCGCAGUGCGGCCACGCCGUGCUGAGGGGCGCUGACGUGUUUGCCCCCGGAAUUCUAUCCUGUCCCAAGCACAUGAAGGCUGGGGACGUGGUGUCGGUGUUCUCCGACGUGGAGGGAAAGUGCACCCGGGGAGCAUUCAGCUUCCACGGGUUGAAAAUAUUUGUGGGGAACGGUUUGGCCGAAAAGGACCGCGGCGGCAUUUUCGGCACAGGAGAAACCGUCAGGGGCGUUGGCGUGCGUAUGACGGAGCCCCUUUACAGGAGUCCCUCCUUUGAUGGAGUCUUACCUCACCUGGCCUUCUUACAGAACCUUCCAUCCGUGGUCGUGGGCCACGUUCUGGGUCCUCGUCCCGGAGAGCGCGUCCUGGACAUGUGCGCCGCCCCGGGGGGGAAGACGUGCCACAUCGCUGCCCUCAUGGAGGAUCGGGGUGAAGUGGUGGCCUUGGACAAGAUACGAAACAAGAUGGAGCCGAUUCGCCGGAAUGCUGAAAUGUUGCAGUUACGCAGUGUGACGGCGUUUUGCUUCAACAGCACCAAAGUCGUGAGCGACGAGAGUCACCGCGGCGCAGAAGGGCCGCCCUUCCCUCCCGAGAGCUUCGACCGCGUGCUGCUGGACGCGCCCUGCAGCGGCCUCGGCCAGAGGCCGAACAUGUCGAGCACCUGGAGUCUGAAGGAGGUUUGCUCCUACGCGCCCCUGCAAAGAAGCCUCCUCCGUGCUGCUGUGCGCGCAUUAAAGCGCGGCGGCGUCCUGGUGUACAGUACGUGCACGGUGACGCUGUCUGAGAAUGAGGAGCAGGUGGCUUGGGCCCUGCGCACCUUCCCCGGACUCACGCUGCUGCCUCAGGAGCCUCGCGUGGGGGUCGAGGGCAUGCCGGGCGCGGGGCUGUCCCUGGAGCAGCUCGGCCUCCUCCAGAGGUUCCGACCAGAGUUGAGCUGGGAGGCCACCGCCGCGACACCCCUCGCCAGCAGGGCCGACGGCGACACCAUCGGAUUCUUUAUCGCCAAGUUCCAGAAAAACUGACUUGCUCCCUGCUGCGAUGCUCGGGAACAAAAGCACACUUUUGACGCAAAUGGCUGACAACGCUGUAAUGUGCAUGCCAGGCCAGUAGGUGGCAAUGGCACUAUGUAAAAGCCAUAGCACAGUAAACAAAAACGGACAGUUC
Molecule: messenger RNA, 1886 nt
Organism: Phyllopteryx taeniolatus (common seadragon)
Lineage: Eukaryota; Metazoa; Chordata; Actinopteri; Syngnathiformes; Syngnathidae
Gene: nsun6
Product: NOP2/Sun RNA methyltransferase 6
Exons: 11
Coding region: 323-1744 (473 amino acids)
Biological process (GO): RNA methylation
Molecular function (GO): RNA binding; methyltransferase activity
Source: RefSeq, a predicted model, not a curated record